CCUUUCAAGUUUUGGAUUGGGUCCAUGUGACCCAAUGUUGCUAUGUUUACACUAAAAUCUAAGUUUAGACACAGAACACUUAGCAGAAAACGUGGGAGCGCCUGCGCUGGCGAAAAAAAUAGCAGUGUGAAGUGUUAGGAUGCUGUCAAAAUUGAAAUUAUGCAAUCAAAUUUGCAAAGUUCAAGUUUUCCUUCCUGCUUGCUUGAACGCGGGUCUAUCAUCAAGUAAUGGUGUUGCUCCAAAUUUUGACAACUCACAGCAGGCGUUCAAGUCAAAGUCGACGUUUGAGCUUAUUAGGGCAUGUUCUAUACUGGCCCUAUGCUCUAAGGAUAUUUUGGUUGACAAUGCGCUGAAGCUAAUGAGAGCUGGCGAAAUCUUCCUUGGGAAAAUAAUAUUCACUCGCCUGAUGGAAAAGACUUUCUAUGGCCAAUUUGUUGCUGGCGAAACAGGGCCAGCCGUCGUGAAGGCAGCUGAAAAAUUGAAAAUACAGGGGCUAAAUUUGAUGGUAGCUCCCGCACUGGAAUCUGACCUUGGUGAAGGAACAGCCUCUGGGCUGCUAGACAAAAACCUCACUGAGUACUUGCAGCUCGCAGAUUUGACAUCAAUAGGAAGUUUUAAUGGCCCAACGACACCAGCGUGUCUACAAAUGAAGAUGACCGCUUUGGUGCCGAUGGAAGUACUAAUUCAACUCACCAAUAUUUUAAAUGACAGCACAGGUGAAAAGAAAUUGGAGAUUAUCAGUUUAUUGUCAAAAUGCAUGGAAGAUAUGGUAAGUCUAACCACCUUGAAAGGCUUGCCCAAAGAACUACAAGAGGAGCUACAAUCUGCAUGUCAGCGACUAAAACUACUUGGAAGCAAAGGAAAAGAGGCGAAGAUCAGGAUAAUGGUUGAUAUGGAAUGGACUUAUGUGAACCCAGCUUGCUCCGCUUUAGCAUUGGCCAUGAUGAAGAUUUAUAACAGAAUUACGCCAGCCAUCUGUUCAACAGUGCAAUGUUACUUAAAGGGAGCAUUGGAAACAUUAGAGUUUGAGAGACUGGCCGCAUCUCGGUUUGGGGUCUGCUAUGGGGCAAAGUUGGUGAGAGGAGCAUAUUUGGAGAAAGAGAAACAAGUUGCACCUCAUCUGGUUUGCAACAGCUAUGACGACACAAGCAAAAAUUAUGAGCGGGUUAUGAUGAAUGCGCUAAAAACGGCUCUUCAGAGCCAGCGUGGAGCUCAUUUUAUUUUUGUUGCAACUCACAAUGAAGCAGUGAUUAAAACAGCCAUCAAUUUUUUGCGGCAACAAUGCACAUCGAAACAUCCCAAUGUAGGGUUCGCUCAGAUUUACGGAAUGGCUGAAAACAUAUCUUUGCCUUUAGCUCAAGCAAACUACCUGGUUUAUAAAUCAGUGGCUUUUGGCAGUUUGAAUCAAGUUAUUCCAUACUUGGCAAGAAGGGCUGCCGAAAACAGGGCUAUCAUGAAAGGAGCGAGAAGAGAACGCGAGCUCAUGAUGAGUGAAAUCAAAAGGAGGUUGUUCUACAAAAUAUAA
Molecule: messenger RNA, 1525 nt
Organism: Cloeon dipterum
Lineage: Eukaryota; Metazoa; Arthropoda; Insecta; Ephemeroptera; Baetidae
Product: proline dehydrogenase 1, mitochondrial-like
Exons: 9
Coding region: 140-1525 (461 amino acids)
Cellular component (GO): mitochondrion
Molecular function (GO): proline dehydrogenase activity; FAD binding
Source: RefSeq, a predicted model, not a curated record